This is a messenger RNA of Diachasma alloeum, 2216 nucleotides long. RefSeq names its product decaprenyl-diphosphate synthase subunit 1 (gene qless). Gene Ontology annotation, cellular component: mitochondrion; transferase complex. Gene Ontology annotation, molecular function: prenyltransferase activity. The coding region runs from base 335 to 1561 and encodes 408 amino acids. The record is from RefSeq and is a predicted model, not a curated record. Lineage: Eukaryota; Metazoa; Arthropoda; Insecta; Hymenoptera; Braconidae. The transcript is spliced from 8 exons. Gene Ontology annotation, biological process: isoprenoid biosynthetic process; ubiquinone biosynthetic process.
UCCAACCUCCACAGAAGCAAUCAACGUGUCUCACUGCCCCAGUCCACCGUCUUGGCACAAGUGAAAGACAAGCCCCGUAAUGAAAAACCCGGUAGAGGUGGUAAAUACGUCCACGAAGUAGGGGGUACAACGAUCGCACGUGGAUGGUUUAAAUAUCCUCAAAAUACCGCUGGGGUGGGGAGGGCGCGAUAUAACCAUUAAGGAGAGGGACAAUUUGAUGGGUUAAAAGGGUAAAAGUGGGGCUCAAACCAAACUGUUCAACCAUUCGUUGUGUUAUAACGUUGAAAGUAACUACGAGUGGUACACCACAGUGUUCCUCACAACGGUUUUCGCUAUGGCGGGUAUAGGGUCGAGUAGGCUGUGUGCACGGGUUGAGAAAUUGUGCCAACAAUCGGUUAAUUUUGUCCAUUUUAAGAGGAGAUUUACCACUGGCUGUGUUAAGUUUCAUCAGGAUAAUCAGCCGUCUUUCAAUCAGUUUUUGCAACAAUGUAAACAGCAGCACCCAGCCCGCGGAGAGAGAAUGGGAAAAUGUCGAUCGAUGAGCUCAAUGCAGACACAACAGCCCGGUUCCCUCCCCGAACUGCACGUAGACCCUUAUCGACUCCUCGAGGACGAUCUCAAGGACGUCUACGAUGACAUACGACAGGAACUCAUCAUGAACACGAAUGUUGAGGAGCUGAAGACAAUCGCAACGUACUACUUCGAUGGACAGGGAAAGGCGCUCCGGCCGAUGGUUGCCAUACUCAUGGCGCGAGCUAUCAAUUACCACAAGGAAAGAAACGGUCUCUUAGCGACACAACGACAGGUAGCGAUGAUUGCUGAGAUGAUACACAGUGCUUCCCUCAUUCACGACGAUGUCAUAGAUCAGUCGGAUUUCCGUCGUGGAAAGCCUUCUGUCAAUGUCUUGUGGAGUCAAAAAAAGGUGGCGAUGACUGGUGAUUAUAUUCUCGCAGUGGCCUCGAUGAUGAUAGCACGAUUGAGGAGCGACGAUGUCACAUUAACCCUCAGUCAGGUUGUUACGGAUUUAGUGCAAGGUGAAUUCAUGCAGUUGGGAUCAAAAGAAACUGAGAAUGAGAGAUUUGCACACUACCUCACGAAGACGUACAGGAAAACAGCGAGUCUUAUCGCCAAUUCUGCCAAAGCUGCUGCAAUUUUGGGAGGUGCAGACGAGAGAUUAUCAGAAGUUGCUUUCCAGUAUGGCAGGAACAUUGGCUUAGCGUUUCAGCUAGUCGAUGAUCUCCUCGACUUCGUGUCCACAUCGUCAACGAUGGGCAAGCCCACAGCAGCUGACCUCAAGCUCGGUCUCGCCACUGCACCAGUUCUCUUCGCCUGUGAAAGAUAUCCAGAGUUAAAUCCAAUGAUAAUGCGUCGCUUCCAAGAGCCUGGAGACGUUGAAAAAGCAUUUGAACUGGUUCACGAGUCACAAGGUCUCGAUCAAACGAGAUUCUUAGCGAAGAAACACUGUAUCGAGGCUGUUCGUCUUGCUCAAUCGCUCGCUGAGAGUCCAUACUCGAAGGGACUCGCUGUCGUUAGUGACCUGGUACUCAAUCGCAUGAAAUAGUCCAUCACUCCUUUUUUUAUAUCAACGUAAACUAGAUGAAAAUGCCUGACGUGUGAGUGUGUGCAGUUUUUUUGAUCGGAUGAAUUCUUUUUUUAAUUUUUUUUUGUUCGUGGAUGACUGAAGUGAGUGAGUGGAAUUUAUGAUUCUGUGGGAAGUGGGAAAACGUAAUAAAUGGAAGUUUUCAUCUCCAUUUUUUUAACGAAAUGAUGAACAAUUUUCUGUUGCAUUCCACUCCAAGUUUUUCACAUCCGACCUUUGAAAAUAUCUCAGAGUCUGAGGAAAAUGGAAAAUCGUGUGUUCAAACAUUUUUGCAGUUCUAAUUUUCUUCUAUAAAUAGAUUGUCAGAAAAAUUUUGUUUCUCUUGAAUUCUGAGACAUUUUUGUAAAAAUAAUGUUCAGGGAGAAUGGAAUAAUUCACAAUUAUUACUGGAGCAAAGAAAGUAUUUUCACAUUUUCCUCUAAAAUGAAAUGAUGCAAUUCAUGCAUGAAAAAUCGUCAUGAAGAAUGUCCAAUAGAAACUAUUUUAUAUAAAAAAUCAGUAAAAUUUCAUCUCUCUAUACAACUUUUCCUAAUGCGGGAUUUUCUGUAGGUAUUAAUCGACGUGAAUUUUCGAAGUAUUUUUCACUUUUUUCUUUUCUUCUCAUUGAAAGAAUCUA